AUGACCAUGAAGAACCAAACCACUAUCAGAUUUUUUCUUCUGUCAGGUGUUUCUAGUGACCCACAGAUGCAGCCUUUUCUUUUUUUUUUGUUUCUACUUAUAUACCUAGUAACUGUUAUGGGGAAUGGAACCAUCAUGGUGGUGAUAAAAGCAGAUGCUCACCUUCACACCCCUAUGUAUUUUUUCCUAUUUCAUUUAUCCUGCCUGGACAUUUGCUUUUCUUCAGUCACUGUCCCAAAGAUGUUGCAGAAUUUCUUGGCUGAGAGGAAAACCAUUUCAUUCCCUGGUUGCAUUGCCCAAAUGAGCAUUAUUCUUCUUGUGGGCUGUGCAGAAGUUUUCGUGCUAUCAGUAAUGGCCUUUGAUCGAUAUGCUGCCAUCUGUGACCCACUGCGUUAUUUUGGGACCAUGAAUAACCAAGUACGCAUAAGACUCGUGGGUGGUGCAUGGCUUAUCAGUAUAGUUUUUGCACUGAUAAAUACUGCUCCUGUGUUAAAUUUACAUUUCUGUGGUCCCACGGAAGUGAAUAAUUUCAGUUGUGAGUUCCCAUCUCUAUUACAACUGUCCUGCACAGAGACCUUCAUCAGUAAAAUGACAUUUCUCACUACAACUAUGCUUGCAAGUUUGACCUCCUUCUCCAUCACCCUGGUCUCUUACAUCUGCAUCAUCUCCACUAUCUUGAAGAUACGGUCUGCAGGGGGUAGAGGAAAAGCCUUUUCUACCUGCAGCUCCCACCUCACUGUGGUUGUUCUGUAUUAUGGGGCUGCUUUGUUUCGGUAUCUGAGACCCAGUUCAUCCUCUUCAGUGGCUCUUGACAGACUCUUCUCAAUCCAGUGCAGUAUUUUAACUCCCAUGUUAAAUCCUAUCAUCUAUAGCCUGAGGAACAAGGAGAUAAAAGCAGCUCUGGGGAUUAUCCUGGGGAAAAUUAAAAACCUGUGUAUGUAA
Messenger RNA from Alligator mississippiensis (American alligator), 942 nucleotides. RefSeq names its product olfactory receptor 8S1-like. Gene Ontology annotation, cellular component: membrane. The record is from RefSeq and is a predicted model, not a curated record. Gene Ontology annotation, biological process: G protein-coupled receptor signaling pathway. Gene Ontology annotation, molecular function: G protein-coupled receptor activity; olfactory receptor activity. The coding region runs from base 1 to 942 and encodes 313 amino acids. NCBI's taxonomy places the organism in Eukaryota, Metazoa, Chordata, Crocodylia, Alligatoridae. The transcript has a single exon.